UGAUCGGGUAGAGACACGGCUAUCAGCUGUUAGCAUUAGCAUUAGCUUCCGUGUGCUAGCAGAGAGGCUGCUAAUGUGUGAGUGUUUGCAGUGAGAAUGUGUUGAGUCCAGCUGGAAGGAGAGUUUGUCAGCGAGCAGUUAACUCCUGCUGGAGAAACAUUCCCAGAGUUUAAAGGAAGAUUAGAUCAGAUCGAGGAGGAGAAGAUGGAUGAUCAGCACAGACUGCUGGAUUUCACCAGGAUCCCCCAGAUCAUCUUACACCGGACAGACCUCCUGCAGGUUGGAAAAGAGGAGGAUUUCUUUGAGCAGCAGCUCUGGAAACAGGAGAGGAAUUCCAGUUUGGACCAAGAGGAACCAGAACCUCUGCAGAUGAAAGAAGAGCAGCUAAAGCCAGAAGAUCCCUGGACUAAAGAGGAAACCAUGGAGCUCCCCAUCAGUGAGCAGGAGGAGCAGCAGGAGGCUGGAGACCUCCUGCAGGUUGGAAAAGAGGAGGAUUUCUCUGAGCAGCAGCUCUGGAAACAGGAGAGGAAUUCCAGUUUGGACCAAGAGGAACCAGAACCUCUGCAGAUGAAAGAAGAGCAGCUAAAGCCAGAAGAUCCCUGGACUAAAGAGGAAACCAUGGAGCUCCCCAUCAGUGAGCAGGAGGAGCAGCUGCUCCUGAACCAGGAGACUAGAGAGACACAUUUCUCAUGUUUGACGUGUGGAGAAAGUUUUCUAAAAGAAGAACAGUUGAAGACUCACAGGAAGUCUCACACAGGUGAAAGACCUUUUUCCUGUAAGACCUGUGAGAAAACAUUCAAAAGAAGAAAGAACUUGAAUGAACACAUGAGAUUACACACAGGUGAGAAACCUUUCAAAUGUGUGUCUUGUGGAAAAAGCUUCAAUAAGUCUCACCAUCUUCAUGAACACUUAAGAAUUCACACAGAUGAGAAGUUGUUUUCUUGUACGAUUUGUGAUAAAAGGUUUAAUCAAAAAAGUGCUUUGGCUUCUCACAUGGUAAGUCAUUCAGAUAAAAGGCCUUUUUCCUGUAAGUCCUGUGGGAAAAUGUUCAAAAGAAGAAAUGAUUUGAACGACCACAUCAAAGUUCACACGGGUGAGAAGAAUUACGAAUGCCCGUCCUGUGGGAAAAACUUCACUCAGAAAUCUCAUCUUCACAGACACAUCAAAACUCACACAGGUGAGAAGAGUUAUGAGUGUCUCUCCUGUGGGACAAACUUCACUGAUAAAUGUACUCUUGACAGACACAUUAGGACUCACACAGGUGAAAAGAAUUAUGAGUGUCUCUCCUGUGGAAAGAAAUUUGCUCAAAAGUUUAAUCUUGACAGACACAUCAGAACUCACACAGGAGAGAAGCCUUUCUUUUGUUCAAUUUGUGGCAAAAGUUUUACUCUAAAAGGUAGUUUGACUAAACACAAAUCAACCCACCUGGGUGAGAAACAAUUGUCCUGCACAAUAUGUGGAUUGAAUUAUUCCAAAAAGAUCGAUUUUGUGCUUCACAUGAGAAGUCACAUUAGUGAGACGCCACAGGGCUCAGAUUUCAGUCAGGCAGCUUAUUUUUUUGUUUGAAACCAAAAAUGAAAAGAGUGAAUAUGCGCUAGUGUUAUGCUAAUAUGAGAGAAUUAAUAAUAAUAUUUAUUUUAUUUCCUUUCUUAUUUAGAACAGAACUUUAGUGGCACAUAGCAGAUGUUGGGGGGGUGUUCAGACCUUCUGCUGCUUGGAGAGAAAAACGUGCCGAGAAGCUUUUAGGUGUCGAGGAGAAUUCAGUCAUUGCUAAGCUGCAUGUUAUGCUAAUAAUAAAAUGUUUUAGUUUUUGUCUAAAACCGUAAUUAUUGGGGUUAUAUUUCUGUGGUCCAAUUAUCUAUAUACACUGUGAAAACUUUGUAAUAUUGAUGCUAAAUCACACCUUAUGUUGCUAAGAGACCCUUAUAUAUGUACAGAGCUUCACACACACAGUCGUUGGCAUUAGUUUAAUAAUGCGCAUACUCGUACUCUCGUCUUCCGCUUCAUCCGGGUUCAAUAGACGUUCCAUUCAUUACCUAAAGCCCCAUUUCCACUCUGAAAACCGAUCCGUGCCGAGCUUGGAUCAGUUAACCGUGCCGAGCUCGGCUCCUUACGACCGUUUACAUAUCACACCAACGCGGUUCCUCGCCACUUGGUGACGAUCUAUGGUACUACUGCUCAUUAGAGGGAAACAUGCAAACCAAAAUGGCGGCGCCCGUAACAUUCAGGAAGUUUGCUGUCAGGCGAACAAGGCAGCCUUUGGUGAAUUUACUUGACAGAGUCGGCUUUCAGGAAGUGGAAACGAUAAACAAUAGUCUAA
Molecule: messenger RNA, 2320 nt
Organism: Cyprinodon variegatus (sheepshead minnow)
Lineage: Eukaryota; Metazoa; Chordata; Actinopteri; Cyprinodontiformes; Cyprinodontidae
Product: gastrula zinc finger protein XlCGF8.2DB-like
Exons: 3
Coding region: 205-1566 (453 amino acids)
Biological process (GO): regulation of transcription by RNA polymerase II
Molecular function (GO): RNA polymerase II cis-regulatory region sequence-specific DNA binding; DNA-binding transcription factor activity, RNA polymerase II-specific
Source: RefSeq, a predicted model, not a curated record